Molecule: messenger RNA, 1857 nt
Organism: Cygnus olor (mute swan)
Lineage: Eukaryota; Metazoa; Chordata; Aves; Anseriformes; Anatidae
Gene: GGCT
Product: gamma-glutamylcyclotransferase
Exons: 4
Coding region: 58-585 (175 amino acids)
Molecular function (GO): gamma-glutamylcyclotransferase activity
Source: RefSeq, a predicted model, not a curated record
UGUGGCUAGGGCGAAAACGGGCGUGGUCGAGGCGCGGGGGGCGUGUCCCGCGGCGCGAUGGAGGCGCUGUACUUCGCGUACGGCAGCAACCUGCUGCGGGAGCGCCUGCUGCUCGGCACCGCCGCCGCGCCCUGCGGCACCGCGCGGCUGCAGGAUUUUAAGCUCGAUUUUGGCCAUCAUCAAGGCAGGACAAGUCCCGUCUGGCAUGGAGGUACAGCUACCAUUGUUCAGAGCCCUGGAGACGAAGUAUGGGGAGUGGUGUGGAAAAUGAACACUAGCAAUUUAAGUUCACUGGAUAAGCAAGAGGGAGUUGAAGAUGGCAUUUAUGUCCCAAUAGAAGUUAACGUCCACACUCAAGCAGGAAAGGUUCUGACCUGUCGAAGCUACCAGAUGAAGGACUAUGUCCGUGGUCCCCCUUCUCCCCAGUAUAAAAAGGUUAUCUGCAUGGGUGCAAAACAGAACGGCUUGCCAACUGAGUAUCAAAAGAAAUUAGAAGCUAUUGAAACCAAUAACUAUGCAGGACCAGUGCCAAUCUUUGAAGAAAUUGAAGCUGCUGUUAAAGCAAGUAAAACAAAUUUUGCAUAGAAUAACUCUGCACUUGCUUGGCCAUUCACCUUGAUUUAGAUCCUUCUCCUCACUGUGCUGAUCAGCGAUUUCUUUAUUUAUCAAGAAAAGAUGAGUUUGCUGUGCAUCUACAGUAAGCUGUUAGACAUAAUUUGCCAUCUGAAGACAAACUGACAUUGAUAACAUCUUCACUUUGUACGUAUAGCUUAAGUACAUGCUGAAGCUUUUGCAUAUUUGUAAAUUAUCUUUCUGUAACUCUCAUGGAGCUCCGCACACAAACUUAUGCUACGUGUCCUGUUUACAGACUUUUUUAAAAGAAAAAGGCCAUCUUCAUAGGUUUUGGCAUCUGUUACCUUCUAAGGAAUAAGGGCUGCAGGAUCAGGCCCUUUGUUCUUAAGUUACCAAGAAUUUCAGACUUACUAGAGUGUAAGGUAGACUCAACUCUAAAGCAAUACUAAACUUUUUUCUUUGCUGCUGCUUGUAACGGUCUUAAAGCCCAACCCGUCUGAAGCUGUGGAGUUCCCAUUUACAUAGUUAAAAAUAUUCCUCUUCUAUUAACUAUCUCCAUGUUUUGAAGUGUUAGCCUGAAAGGCAGCUCACACCUGAAGACUGCAUUCAGUAAAGAAUUUUAUUCAGAGUAGAACAGCCUCCCUCUUUCUAUGUCUAAUAAUCAACAUAGGUGAACUAGUUAAAUACAACCAACAGAUUUUAAAGAAAUCAUUUUAGAUAUUUGAGGUUUUAAAAAUUACUUUAACUGUCUUGUUACUUAUCUAGGACUUGGUCUAAAGUCCAGAGGAAUCAGCAAGACUUAUGUGAAUUCAUCUUAGCACGUGUCAUGGUUUUGUCUGUUAAAUCACAGAUUAACAGACUUUGCCUUUUUUUCCACAGCUGUGACAAUUUCCUACAAAACUGGAAGCACUUGUAAGGUUUACAGUACUUAACCAAUCUUUAUGGUACUUGGCAACCCCUAUAGUUAGUCUUAGGGGACAGGGAAAAACAGGCAACCUGGAAGAUGUGAAACAACUGAACCUUGUCUUAUUUUCUGUACUGUAAGAUAUACUCAGUGUCACUGUGUGACUGCUUAGAUGGAGAAAUGAAAAAAUAACAAACUUACCAUGUCUUCUCUGCUUAUUCUGUUUUCUGUAAACUUCUGCCAGGGGUGUAUAGUUGCUGUCCUGAUGUCAUAUGACUGUUCCUGGAGUUGGGCACCACAACUCCAGAGAAAAACAUGAUACUUUCUGUAUUAACACUGUCUGGUCUGAGAUUGGAGUAAAUAAAAUUGCAAUUACCAAA